Messenger RNA from Nematolebias whitei (Rio pearlfish), 2750 nucleotides. It is a transcript of the gene orc1, whose product is annotated as origin recognition complex, subunit 1. NCBI's taxonomy places the organism in Eukaryota, Metazoa, Chordata, Actinopteri, Cyprinodontiformes, Rivulidae. The record is from RefSeq and is a predicted model, not a curated record. Gene Ontology annotation, cellular component: nuclear origin of replication recognition complex. Gene Ontology annotation, biological process: mitotic DNA replication checkpoint signaling; DNA replication initiation. Gene Ontology annotation, molecular function: ATP binding; DNA replication origin binding; ATP hydrolysis activity.
AUGAAAUAUUUCACCAGACGGAGAUCCAAACGGUUUUACCAGUGGCGAGGAAAUCCUCUGAGUUUCAACAGGAAGCUAAAAACUCAUGAAUAUGGCUCCUUGUCCAUCAAGGUGGAGGGCCUGCCGAGGACCACCAUCAUUCAAGUGGGUCAGCACAUCCUCAUCGAGGGCGACAGUGACGACAACCCGUACGUGGCCAAAGUCGUCCGGCUGUUUGGAGACGAGAGUGGGCAGCAGAAGAAGGCCGUGGUUCAGUGGUUCGUUCGGGUUUUUGAAGUUCCUCUGAGCAAACUUAAGCUGCUGGGCAGAAACCCCCACCCCCAGGAGAUCUUCUUCUAUCAGGGAGGCAACUGUGACGACGAGGUUGACGUGGAGUCGAUCCUCAGACCCGUACAGGUGAAACAUCUGGAUGACGCUGCUCCGUUUCCUGUCUCUGACGAUAACGAGACUCUCUUUGUGAAACUGUCCUGGGACUCAAAGACCUUUAAGGUCAUGGACUCUGCUCUGGUAGCGUCUCCUGCUCGCCAUCUUAACCCCUCCCUCCCCCCGUCCUCCCCCCGCUCCCCACCGACAGCCACUCUGGCCGCCGGGGGUUCGAGUCGACGUGCCCUGCCCACGCCGGAUCCCGCCGUGCUGCGCAGAGCCGCGCUGGGGGGGGCGAGACGCAGCAGAGCCACAGCGAGCGCCAGUAAAACCCCCGCCGCCUUGGAGGCCGAGUCGCUUCACUCCGAAACCAAAAUGUCUGCAUCAAAGUGUCUCAGCGCCAAGAGGAGGGACGCCGCGGCGAGGACGCCGGGUGUCCGCAAGAAGCUGCAGCUCUGCGGUCCAGAGAAGACGCUCACGGUCAGGGAGGACGUCCUGGACGAGGAGCUGGAGGAGCAGGGGGCGCUGGCUGAAAGACUGCCGUCCUCCCCCACUCAGUCCCCCCCCAUCACGCACAGACUCACCCCCCUCAGGAGAGCCAGCAGAAGACUUGUCGCUCAGGACGCCAACAUCCUGAAACCCUCUGCCGUCCUCGUCCACAAAGUGUCCCAGACCAGCGAGGACUCGAGCAGAGCUGCGACUCCUUCUCACACCAAAGAAGCAAAACGUGUAAAAGAACCGGCUCUGGGUGUUCUAACCUGCGGCCCGGCCCGCUCGGUCCUCUGUAACGUCGUCUGUCUUCUCAGAGCCGAGGAGGAAAAGGCAAACUUCACGCCGACGAGCGGCGCCGCACCGAGGAGCUCUAAGAGGAAGUCCGCUCUGAAGGUGUCGUCUUUCAUCAGGAAGCAGCUGUGAGUGCCGAACGACCUCCGGGACCUGAGCUCUGAUGAAGGCGAUGAAGACGAGUUUGUUCCGUUGAAGAAGGAGCUGCAGAGCAGCAGCGAGGAAGAUGAAGGUGGUGAGGAGGAGGAGGAGUUGGUGGUGAUGAAGAAGAGCCGUCUGUCCCCGGCGGGGUCUCGCACUCCUCGCUCCAAGCAGAAAACUCGCUCCUCGACCCGAACGCUGAGGAAGACCGGGCCGGGGACGCCACGGACGCCCCGGAACGCCACGCCCAGCAUCCCCAGCAGGUCUCUGCCAACCCGACGGCCCGCCAACGUCCUAGAGGAGGCCAGAACCAGGCUCCACGUGUCCUCGGUGCCCGAGUCUCUGCCCUGCAGGGAGCAGGAGUUCCAGGACAUCUACAGCUUUGUGGAGAGCAAGAUCACCGACGGCACGGGGGGGUGCAUGUACAUCUCAGGUGUGCCGGGAACAGGUAAGACGGCCACGGUCCACGAGGUGAUGCGCUGUCUGCAGCACGCGGCCGACACGGACGAGAUCCCGCCGUUCCACUUUGUGGAGAUCAACGGGAUGAAGAUGACGGAUCCUCAUCAGGCGUACGUUCAGAUCCUGCAGAAACUGACGGGUCAGAAAGCGACGGCCGAUCACGCCGCGGCGCUGCUGGAGAAACGGUUCAGCAACCCGGCGCCGAGGAAGGAAACAACCGUGCUGCUGGUGGACGAGCUGGACCUGCUGUGGACGAGGAAGCAGAACGUGAUGUACAACCUGUUCGACUGGCCAACGCGCCGCCACGCCCGCCUGGUGGUUCUGGCCAUCGCCAACACCAUGGACCUGCCCGAGAGGAUCAUGAUCAACAGGGUGGCCAGCAGGCUGGGUCUGACCCGGAUGUCCUUCCAGCCGUACACCUUCAAGCAGCUGCAGCAGAUCAUCACGUCCCGGCUGAACAAAGUGAAGGCCUUCGAAGAAGACGCUCUGCAGCUGGUGUCCAGGAAGGUGGCCGCUCUGUCGGGCGAUGCACGGCGGUGUUUGGACAUCUGUCGGCGAGCGACGGAGAUCUGCGAGCUGUCUUCUGCAGGGCUGGUGGGGAUGAGUCACAUGAUGGAGGCGCUGGAUGAGAUGUUCUCCUCGGCCUACAUCACCGCCAUCAAGUGUGCUUCGACGCAGGAGCAGCUGUUCCUGCGAGCCGUCAUCGCUGAGUUUAGACGGCUGGGGUUGGAGGAGGCCACCUUCCAGCAGGUGUUCGUGCAGCACCAGGCUCUGUGUCGGGUGGAGGGUCUGCAGCCGGUCGGCGUGUCGGAGGGCUUGGCCGUGUGUCAGCGUCUGGGAGGCUGCAGGCUGCUGCUGCUGGAGUCCAGCCGCCUGGGAGUCCUGCAGAGAGUCCGGCUCAACGUCAGCCAGGACGACGUCCUCUACGCCCUGAAGGCCGACUGAAGCGGAGCAGUCGGGUCCUGACAGGGAGGAGCACUUGAACUACCGAGGCAGAAUGUUUU